AUGAAGAGAAUAGGGACAGUAGCCGUGGUCACCUUGGUCAUGCUUGUUACUGCGACCAUACUUCUCUUGUAUAGUAAACAGAUUAAAUCUACCAUGACAGCAUCUUCCAUUUCUCAGCAAGAUUCACAUGUAAUUAUGGGACACAUGACGAAUCAAACAGAAAGAGCAGAGCUUGGAAGAGCAACAUGGAAGUUUUUACAUACGAUGAUGGCAAGAUAUCCUGAAAACCCGACAGAGCAGGAACGAGAGUCCCUGAAGGAAUUCAUGUUUCUUUUUUCAAAGUUGUAUCCUUGCGGAGAAUGUGCCCGUCAUUUCAAUCAAAUGAUUACUCAAUACCCACCACAGACUUCAUCAAGAGCAGCUGCUUCUCAAUGGUUAUGUGCAAUGCAUAAUAAUGUGAAUGAAAGGCUAAAGAAGCCAUUAUUUGAUUGCAACAAUAUUGAAGCAAAAUAUCCCUGUGGUUGUUCAGAAUAA
Rhizopus microsporus ATCC 52813 is the source of this 474-nucleotide messenger RNA. RefSeq lists its product as uncharacterized. Bases 1 to 474 code for a protein of 157 amino acids. Gene Ontology annotation, cellular component: mitochondrion. The record is from RefSeq and is a predicted model, not a curated record. NCBI's taxonomy places the organism in Eukaryota, Fungi, Mucoromycota, Mucoromycetes, Mucorales, Rhizopodaceae. The transcript is spliced from 4 exons. Gene Ontology annotation, molecular function: flavin adenine dinucleotide binding; flavin-dependent sulfhydryl oxidase activity.